UCAGUUUAGAUUAUAAUUUCGUAUUUUAUCUAUUACUAAUACAACUAGAUUUUACUUAUUAUGUCGUGUUUAACUCUGUCAAUAUGUAUAAUGGCCUAAACAGUCAGUUUGCAAAUGCAAAAGAAAAAUUAAACACACUGAAAGAAGAUCCUGGUAAUGAGGUCAAACUCAGACUGUACAGCUUGUACAAACAGGCUACAAUUGGAACAUGUACUGGAAAAAAACCAUCAGCUUUUGAUUUUAUGGCUAAGGCUAAGUGGGAAGCUUGGAACUCUGUAAGAUCAUUGUCUAAGUGGCUGCACAGGUUACAAGAUGAACAUCUCGAAACCUUGCACAUUCACGUAAUCAAAGGAAGAAUGGUGAUUGAUGAUGACUUGAUGAAGAAUAUCAAAGUUCCAAUCAUGGAUGAUGCUAAAAAGGAAUACAUAAAGCUUGUAGAAAACCUGGUGGAAAAAGAAGGUCAUGUGUCAACUGGCAGUGGGAAACAAAGCUUGUCUAACUCAGGGCAAUAUGAUGGCCUUUUAGUGUCAACAUGUGAUGGAAUAACUACAGUUAAGUUCAAUCGUCCAAUAAAGAAAAAUGCCUUGACUACUCAGAUGUACCGAGACAUUGCUCAGAUUCUUUCAGACUCUGCUAGAGAUUCAAAUUCAAUGAUAACAUUGUUUACAGGUACUGGUGACUCUUAUUGUAGUGGCAAUGAUUUAGGAAACUUUAGCUUACCCUCUGAUGCUGACAUUGCUCAGCUGGCCAAAAAUGCCAGUGCCUUACUAAGAGACUUUGUAGAUGCUUUCAUCGAUUUUCCUAAGCCAUUAGUUGCAGCUGUAAAUGGACCUGCAACUGGCAUAUCUGUGACAUUACUUGGACUGUUUGAUGUAGUAUAUGCUUCAGACAAGGUAUAA
Messenger RNA from Limulus polyphemus (Atlantic horseshoe crab), 899 nucleotides. Its product is annotated as enoyl-CoA delta isomerase 2, mitochondrial-like. Bases 84 to 899 code for a protein of 271 amino acids. NCBI's taxonomy places the organism in Eukaryota, Metazoa, Arthropoda, Merostomata, Xiphosura, Limulidae. Gene Ontology annotation, molecular function: fatty-acyl-CoA binding. The transcript has 8 exons. The record is from RefSeq and is a predicted model, not a curated record.